Plasmodium malariae is the source of this 2664-nucleotide messenger RNA. RefSeq names its product major facilitator superfamily-related transporter, putative (gene MFR1). Lineage: Eukaryota; Apicomplexa; Aconoidasida; Haemosporida; Plasmodiidae. Gene Ontology annotation, cellular component: membrane. The coding region runs from base 1 to 2664 and encodes 887 amino acids. Gene Ontology annotation, biological process: transmembrane transport. Gene Ontology annotation, molecular function: transmembrane transporter activity. The transcript has 4 exons. The record is from RefSeq and is a predicted model, not a curated record.
AUGAAUUCUGUUGAUAAUAAGGAAGUAAGUGAUAAUCGUUCAAUGAGCAAUAAAGAUGAGUUUAAAGAGAAGAGUUCAUCAAGUAUAAAAAUAAAUCUGUUUGAAGAAGAAAUAAGUCUCGGAUGUUUAUCAAAUAUAAAUAGAGGGAAAUUAGAAAGGGUUUGUUUUUUCUUAGGUUUAGAAAAAUAUAUAAAAAAAUUAAAGAAAACUGUAAAUAGAUUUUAUUUCAUAUAUGUAGUAGUAACAAUAAUAAAUUUUUUAAUAUAUUUGAAUAGAGGAAUAAUACCAGGCUCAUAUGAUUAUUUGUCAUCAUAUUUAAAGGAAGUAUAUGCAACCACUAAUGUAGAUGUACAUAUAGGUUUUUUAACGUCCGUGUUUGUAUUUGGCUUAAGUAUAAACUCGGUAAUAAGUGGAUCUCUGGCAUCUUCCUAUAGUGUAUUUCGAAUAACAGAUAUAUUUUUAUUCCAAAACGCAUUAGCAUUGCUAUUUACAGGAUUAUCUUUUAUUAUAGGCUCCUAUUAUUCUUUAAUGUUUAGUAGAUUUUUUUGUGGGUUUAGUGAAGCAGCUUUUACUACUAUUAUUCCUCCUCUUAUUUAUUCAUAUUCUAAGGAUAGAGCUGGGUCAUGGAUAAGUAUAUUUAUUACUAUGUUUCCCUUAGGAGGAUGUAUAGGUUACUUACUAGCUGUUGUUCUUCCAGUCCUUAAGGUCAGUAUCGCACAAUAUUUUAUUUUUUCUGGAAUAUUGUUUUUAGUAUUUACUUUUUUAGUCUACCUUUUUGAUGAGAAUUUAUUGAAAAAGUAUGAAGAUGAAAAGAGUAGGAAAGAAAUGGAAGUAUCAAAUAAGGCAGGAAAAGAUUUAGAGGAGGGGAUCGCCUUAAAAAAUGAUAUUAGCGUCAAGGAUGCUAAUGCAAGCGGAGGUGCAAAUUCAGGUGCAGCUGUACAUGUUGAUGGUUCCAAGGAUAAUAAGCAAAAGAGUUCAGCAAUUAGCGGUAGUAAGAAUAAAACAAACGCUUCCGAAAAGAACAAGAACGAAGCGAGUCCUGUGCAGAAGGGAAGCAAUAAAAAUAAAAGCAGCGUUAAUAGUGGUAGCGCUGAUGCUAGUGGAGCCAACAACAGUAGCAGAAACGUUAGUGGUAGCAAGAGCAAUAGAAAGAACGUAGGGAGCUAUGACCGAGGUAGAAGAGGAGUGAGCAAUGGGAGGAGCGAGGAAAAAGAAAGUGAAAACGGCAGAAAUAACAGUAGUGUACAUACAAAUAGCAGUGAAAAUGUAGGAGAAAAGGAUAAAAACAAGAAUACAAGCAACAGUAGAAAUAGCAUGAAUAAUGAACACUUUGGAAGCUUAAAUAAUCUAAGUUUGUCAAAAUUAAAGAAUAGUUCUAGUACAAAAAGUGUAAAUAGUGUUGCACAUUCAAAAAAUAGGAGUUCAACUGAUUUUUCAGACCAAUAUAAUAAAAUGUAUGAAGAAAAUACAUUUAAUACAAAUAACAAAAGAAAAGAUAAUAGUAUGUAUGAUGAAGAAAUAUUAUAUCAAGUAGAUGGAACUAUUGAUGAUCAUAAUAUUAAUAAUAGUAUUUCUUAUAAUUCUACUCAAAAGAAUUUUAGUGAUAACAAUAAUACAGAAUAUAUGAAUGAGAAUGAUAUGGGAAGAAAUGUAUAUGAGGAAGAAGGGAAAAACAUAAAUAAUAAUAGUUAUAUAAAUAAUAAUAUAGAUAAAAUUUUCACUAUGCAAGCAUAUGGUAGUGAUGAAUUAUAUUUAAAUACUACACAAGAAUCAAAUGGAAAAGGUAUGACCAACGUUAAUAAAUUUUUAGAAAUGGAAUUAGAUAAUUGUAUCGAGUCUAUUGAUGAAGAUAAAAAUGACGAUUUAAACAUGAACGUACUUAUAUAUACUACCUUAACAAAUGUUAGUUUCUUAUUAAUAGUUUUAGUAUUAACAGCACAUGUAGACAUGAUACAAUGUUAUUUGGUAUACGGUGCACCUAUUCUUUAUGCUCUUAAAAUUUUUCCAUCUUAUAAAACAGCAACCAUUACUUGUAGUUUAUGUGCUUGUAUGUCAUCUAUCCUUGGGACUUGUUUUGGAGGGUAUUUGGUCGAUUUUUAUAAUUUAAAUAUACAAAAUAUUGAUAUAAAUUAUGAACAUAUAAAAAAUAAUGAAAAGAAAAUAAAAAAAUAUAGCAAGGAUGUUUUAGUUCAUGAAUAUCUUCGAAUUAUUGGCUUCUUAACCUUAGUUAUAUUGAUUAUUGCCACUGUUCUUUUGUUAUUAAUUCCGUUUAUUACGAACAUGUACAUAUUCACCAUUGUUAUGACCCUUGGGCUCACUUCCCUCUUUUCCAUUCUGCCUGGAUAUAACAUUGGAGUUAUGGUUUGUGUGCCCCGGAACAUAAGAGCCUUUUCCAUUGGAAUGUCCUCAUUUAUAUCUCAUUUGUUGGGUGAUAUCCCUUGGACAAUUAUCAUUGGAAAGAUAAAGGGAACCCUAUCCCCCGACUGUGUUGUCACGCGAAACGGUGAGAUGAGUGAACGAUGUUAUGAGCAAAGUUGGGGUUUAAGAAUGACUUUACUAAUUAUUUGUUCGAAAGCCCUUGUAAUGACAAUGGGUAGUUUUUUGCUUUACGUAUACUCUAAGUAUAAAUCGGAGAGAUACAAAAGUAGACAAAUUAAAGCAUAA